This is a messenger RNA of Colletotrichum destructivum, 3493 nucleotides long. RefSeq names its product Putative helicase, P-loop containing nucleoside triphosphate hydrolase. Gene Ontology annotation, biological process: ribosome biogenesis. Gene Ontology annotation, molecular function: nucleic acid binding; ATP binding. Lineage: Eukaryota; Fungi; Ascomycota; Sordariomycetes; Glomerellales; Glomerellaceae. The coding region runs from base 1013 to 3292 and encodes 759 amino acids. The record is from RefSeq and is a predicted model, not a curated record. Gene Ontology annotation, cellular component: nucleus. The transcript has a single exon.
CGUUCCUAUGUGACGUUUCUUGGUAUCAAAACCACCAAGCUUACUGCAGGGGACUUCAAAUCACUGCAGCUCGAGUUCGCCGCCGCUAAUAACACUCAGCCGGGCUGGGGAAAGGGAGGAAGAAUAGAUGCCUUUCAUGGCCGCAUGAUGAGCACAGAGUUCAACCCAAUUAUUUCGUGAAAUCUGAUCUUUCUCUUCUUCAUCCCCUUCAUCGGCCCCACUGGCGGUGCCAUCGCGACCGGCGUGCGCACCCUGCUCUGGCCGAUCGAAGUCGGUGCCGAGGUCGGUUUAGCCGUCUACAGCAUCGUCGACGACCCGAAAAAUGCCUUCAUGACCGUUUCAGCACCCUCCUGGGCGCCGGCUUCAGCCGCGGCAAGUUCCGGGACGCCGCCAACUCAAGGCGCGACAUGAGCUCUGGUGAGUAUAACAGUCUCGGCAACUUCAAGCCCAAGCCUGACUCGAUUAACAAUCUCUGGAGUGGCCUUUGUUCUCGGUAGCUAUAGGAUCUUGACAGCAGGAAAUCACAGUUGAUUCCCGUGCUACUUACAGAAUGUACGUGGACGUCGGCCAUCAUCGUCACUUCGUCCACAUCGCUUUCUUCCACUAGCGACUUCUGGGCCAAGCAAUCCACUCUCGCCACUAAUCAGGAUUUUGAUGAAACCUUACAACUAGACUGGCGCCCAACAUCUAAUAAAAUACAAUAAAUACGGUAGAGAAAAGGACCGGUAAACCAUUUCAUGGUAUUUAUCAGGGUAUUACAGCAGACAGUAAUUGAUGAUUGAAGUUGGCGAAGAAAAGGGUGAUUUUCGCCGAUGACUCAGCCUGUUAGCUGGGGCCCAAAAGGGUCAAGCGCAUGAUGAGAUGCACGAUUGGUGAGUUCUGCCGUGGGGCUUAUCUAAACGCCGAUGACGAUAAGACUCUACCUGUCUGAAAAUUUCCAAUGGACAUGAGCGAUCCCAGCGCUCAGUCUUGCUAGUCUUGCGACCAAACAGCAGGAAAACUCAUCGACAAAAUGGCGGACGAUGGCAUGAUUCUCAAUUUUGACAUGGGCAGCGGCCCUGUCAAGCCCCACGUCAAGAUCCAGGGCGGACGAUGGCGCGAGAGGAACAAGGCGCAGAGGAUCGCGAACAAGAGCGAGAAGGGACCUUCGUCCCCCUCUGAAGAUGCCCCGCUGCCGCAAAGAUACACACCCGGAUCCAGAAAACCUCAGAGAGACGACCGCCCCGGAGACGAUGACGCCUCGUAUGAGCGCCCGGCCAAGCGGCCGAGAGCAGAGCACCCCCAGGCGAACGCCUACCGCACAGGCAAGCUGCCGCCUGGCAGCAUCUCCAGCGGCAGACCAAGAGACGGCCCGGUCACCUCCAAACUCUUUUCUUACAACCCGACGCCCAAGACGAUAUUCGAUGAGCCCGGUGCCGAGAAGGUUGAGGAAAAGGUGGCUGAACCCUCAAACGCGCCGCUUUCGGAUGAAGCUGCUAGCUUCCACGCCCUCGGAAUCUCAAGACGACUGGCCCUGACGCUGUCCGGCAAGAUCCAGCUCAAGGCGCCGACGGCCAUCCAGGCCAAGGUCAUUCCUCAACUCAUCACCGAAGAUAGCGACGCCUUCGUGCAGGCCCAGACGGGUUCCGGAAAGACCCUCGCUUACCUUCUCCCCAUCAUCCAGCGGAUUCUCUCGGUCGAGGGCCAGAUCAAGAGAGACUCGGGCCUGUUCGCCAUCGUUAUGGCGCCAACCCGCGAACUUUGCCGACAGAUCGAGCUUGUCCUCGCCAAGGUGCUUCCGCCGUACUUGGUCAGCACGACGGUCAUUGGUGGUGAAAGCAAGCAUUCCGAGAAGAGCCGUCUGCGGAAAGGUGUCAACAUUCUCAUCGCGACACCCGGUCGCCUCAGCGAUCAUCUUCAGCACACCAAGACUCUCGAUGUCGGUACGGUGAGGUGGCUGGUGCUCGACGAAGGCGAUCGCCUGAUGGAGAUGGGGUUCGAGGCUGAGCUGCGGACCAUCGUCAGCAAGAUCCGCGAGGGCCCCCUGGCAAAGUCGACGGCCAAUGGCGUCUCGCUCGCCAAUCUCCCCCAGCGCCGCGUCACCGUUCUCUGCUCAGCAACCAUGAAGAUGAACGUCCAGAAGCUCGGUGAGAUCAGUCUGGAGGACGCCGUCCACAUAACGACGUCGGAGGAGGAACAGGUCGACGGAGAGGAGAUCAAGUUCGAAGCACCGGCGCAGCUGAAGCAGAACUACUUGAUCGUACCCGCCAAGCUGCGACUGGUCACGCUCAUCGCGCUGCUGAAAUCAACAUUUUCGCGCAAGGGCUCCGUGAUGAAGGCCAUCAUCUUUUUGUCCUGUGCCGAUUCCGUCGACUACCACUUCGACCUCCUGCGUCAACCGCCGGGCAAGGAUGAGAAGCCGACCGACAACCCGUCACCGACCGCGAACACCGUGGCUCCGUCAGCAUACAUCACCUCAGCCGCCAACACCAACAUCGUCCUACACAGACUGCACGGUUCUCUUCCCCAACCUGUGCGUACAGCGACACUGGCCUCAUACAGCAAAUGUACGGACCCGACGGUCCUCAUCACGACAGAUAUCGCGUCGCGUGGUCUCGAUGUGCCCUCCGUGGAGUUGGUCGUCGAGUACGACCCCGCCUUCAGCGCAGCAGACCACGUCCACCGCAUCGGUCGUACGGCACGUGCUGGCCGGCCCGGUAAGGCCAUCCUGUUCCUCAUGCCUGGCUGUGAAGAAGGCUACAUCGACCUCCUCAAAGCCAAGAACGCCUCCCCUCCCAAACCUGAGCUCUACGACACCGUGCUUCACAAGGGCCUCACGACGGGCAUGGAAUUCCCCGUUGAGACGGACGCAAAGCCCCAGCCCGCGGCCGAUAGGGGCUUCAGCACCCGCGCCGAGAACCUCCAGCUUCAUCUGGAACAACGCCUUCUCCUGCCAUCGUCCACCAAGCUCCUCGACGAGGCGCGCAAGGCCUUCCGCUCGCACAUCAGGGCGUACGCGACCCACAUCAAGGAGGAACGCGUCUACUUUGACAUCAACGAGCUGCAUCUGGGUCACAUGGCCAAGGCGUAUGGACUGCGCGAGGCGCCGUCGGGCAUUGGUCGCGGUGGCCACGACAGCAAGAAGACGGCCAUGAAGAAGAAGGCGGCCGGCAGGAGAGGCGACAACAGGCCCUCGGGCAACGCCAUGGAGGACAUUGAUACCAACGGAGCUGAGCCGAGCGAGAUGGAGAGAAAGAUGAAGCAGAAGAUGAGGUCUGUGAUGAACGCAGCCAGCGAAUUCAACCUGGGUUGAUUGGGAGAAAGGGAAGUCUCUUUCUCACUUUUUCUUAUGUCGUGGACUGGGUACGGAUAAUAGAUAAAAACGGUCAAACUCAUAGCGUUUACAUAUAGUCAUAUCCCGAAUCGGGUACUUUCUUUCUUUCAUGCAAAGUUCUAUCUCGCGAGAUCAACCUAUGGGGUAGUUGCUUAAGAGGGGGACGAUGAUAGAGCAAGU